GAGUGUUCAUUGAUCGUCCAUUGCUUGUUGACACUUUUUUCCCGGACUUUUUUUGUUGUUGUUCUCUAUUCUCACACAAUUUUGGGGAAAAAAGUAUUUUCUAGUCAAACAUGCCAACUCAAUCCAGGUAUUUUGUUCCAGUCAAAAAGGGAGAUUUCUCUUGGAUUGGAGAAGGAAUCCUUGUUGGUGAUAGGCGCAGCAAAGAAAAACAUUACAAAGCUUUUCAAUUAAAUGGCGAAAAUUAUAAAAUAGGCAACUAUGUAUAUAUUUCAAAUGAAGAUAUUAUUGAUGGUGGUUUGGAUUCAUCUUUCAUUGCUCAGAUUAAAGACCUUUAUUCCAAGAUAAGAGGAGAUUAUGAUAUUGGUGAUAAUUAUGCUGUUGUCAGAUGGUUCUGGAGACAAUCAGAAAUUGGAGAAUCUCUUCGCAAGAAAUGUUGUCAGCAAUCUGCUGCCAAUGAAAUAUUCCUCAACAGUGCAUCGUUCUUCGACACAGAAGUGGUUAUCGAGACAAUUGUUGGGAAAUGCAAGGUUCAGUUUUGCUCCAUGAGUGGUAUAAAGAAGAAUAAAAAUGGGAUUCCAGAUCAUUCAUAUGUGGUUGCACGGUCUUGUGAUGGACGCAAUAUCAAGGAACUACCAUCAUCAUUUUCCAACAACAAAAAAUUUCCAGUAUCUGAUGAUUGUUCGGAUUCAGAAUCAGAUUCUGGUUCUGAAACUCCCACAGAAGAUUCAAAUUCUGUUAGAAAAUCUUCGCACCAUGGCAGGAAUUUAAGAUCACCUAAGAUGCUGCAGUCACCUGUGGUUCCACUCCAGGGAAGCAUUUUUAAGGAGAAGAAAUCAAAAAGCAAACUGCAAAGCAAUUCAACAACAUCAAGAAAAUUUAAAUGUUCCCAAGUAGUUGACAUGCUGGAUGAUGAUUCUGACAGCAGUUCUGAUAUGUCAGACAUGAGUGAGAGUUCAGAAGCUUCCAGAGAAAAUGGCCGUCAAUUAAACGGUCAGUCAAAAUCCAAUACAAAAUUGAAUACAAAUCUAGAUACUCCUCCAGCUGACACAAGAAAUAAAACUCCCAAGAAUGAUUCGUCAGCAAUUAAGAACCAUCAUGCAGAAAAAACUCCUAAAGUAAGAAGUGUACGUCGAGGGCUGGUCGAAGAAUUUGAAACAGUCAAGAGGAAUCAAUUUAGUCUCACUCUAAGGAGGAAGGUAGCAUCUGUUGAUCUUGUGAAUCUUUUGGAUGAAGCAAGUUCUGAAGAAGAUAGUUUGGAUUCAGAUAGUAUGUCCAGUGUUAAAUCAAAAGAUUCAAGGCUGUCUGCAAAAGUUGCUCCUGAUGAGAAAAGGAAACUUAGAGGAACUGAUAAAAACAACAAUACUCCAUUAAAGGUCAAAGUUGAAACCAAAACAAAGAACAACAGUGUGUCAAAGAGUAAGAUAAAAUCUGAAGAAUUUAACAAGAAAUCAGUGACUGUCAAACAUGAGACUCCAUUGAAGUUACAACUUGAUGACAGUACAUUGCGCAAGUCUAGUCGCAAAAGAAAGUUGGUCUCAAGAUACAAUGGUGAGAAUGAGGAGAAGAAAGCAGACAGUCUUCGAGUGAAACAAAAUUUGUCCUCAAAGAAAUCAAGUCAGAAAGAGAAAGUGUCCAAAAAGUCAGAAUCAUCUGAUUUGUCUUCUGAUGAAUACAGCCCUUCCAGUGAUUCUGAAAAUGAUGACACUUUUGAUGAUGAUGAUGACUUUGUGAUAAGCAAAAGGACCCCACGAUCUUCUGUAAAGAAAAAAAUUUUGAGUGAACGAAAAACUUCCAAGUCUUCGAAAAGUAACAAGAAAAUAAGAACUCCCGGUGUCCCAGAACGAGUGAAACCAAUGUCUAAAUCUGGUGAUGUAUUUGAAGUAGCUCGAGGCAGACUUCAUGUUUCUGCAGUUCCUGAGUCACUACCAUGCAGAGAAAAAGAAUUUGCAGAUAUUUAUUCAUUUGUGGAAGGUAAAAUCCUUGAUGGAACUGGAGGGUGUAUGUACAUAUCUGGUGUACCUGGUACUGGAAAGACUGCCACAGUGCAGGAAGUUAUUCGUAACUUAAGAGAAGCUUCUGAGGCUGGUGAUAUUGGAAUGUUCCGGUAUAUCGAACUGAAUGGAAUGAAGUUAACAGAACCCCAUCAAGCUUAUGUCCAACUUUUAAAGCAAUUGACUGGACAGAAGACCAGUGCUGAACAUGCUGUAGACAUUCUUCAUAAAAGAUUCAACAAUUUAGCACCAAGAAGAGAAACCAAUAUUCUACUUGUUGAUGAGCUUGAUUUACUGUGGACAAGAAAACAAGAUGUUAUGUAUAAUAUAUUUGAUUGGCCAUCAAAGCCUCAUGCCCGACUUGUGGUACUUGCUGUAGCAAACACCAUGGAUUUACCUGAACGCAUCAUGAUGAGACGAGUUUCUAGCCGUCUUGGACUUACUCGAAUGACUUUUCAGCCUUACACUUUCAAGCAGCUUCAGCAAAUUGUUCUGUCUCGACUACAAGGACUGAAAGCAUUUGAUGAAGAUGCCAUCCAGCUAGCUGCACGCAAAGUUGCAGCUGUGUCUGGAGAUGCACGUCGUGCGUUAGACAUCUGCAGGAGAGCUACUGAAAUAGCAGGACGCAAGAAUUCUGAUAAUACAGGGCAGAAACUAGUGGGCAUGUCACAUGUGAAUCAAGCGUUACAGGAAAUGUAUUCAUCUAGCCAGGUUUCUGCUAUCAGAAAUGCAUCUGAACAAGAGCAACUAUUCCUUAGAGCCAUUAUUGCAGAGUUCCAGCGUUGUGGCUUGGAAGAAGCACAGUUUUCCAAGCUUUACACUCAACACAUUUCUCUUUGCAGGUUAGAAGGUCUUCCGCCACCCACAUUUUCUGAAUUGUUUUCAAUCUGUUCCCGCCUGAGCUCUAUGAAAAUUUUAUUAUCCGAACAUGGCCAGAUGGAUUUACAGAUGAAGGUCCGAUUAAACAUCAGCCAAGAUGACGUUUUGUUUGCCAUGAAGGAUAUAGACUUAUAAUACAACAUACUACUUCAUUAUUUUUAUGUCUUUCUGAAGUCAUGACAGAAAAUUUUUUUUGUUGUUUUUUUUUUUCGUUUUACUCUUUCUUCAUUCACAUGUAUAAUAUUGUUCCAAAUGUAAAUAGUUUUAAACUUAGUCACAUUUAUUUUUAAGGCUAUGGACAUCAGAAUCGGCAGAGCAUUAGACAACAUGACUUUCAGUAUUCUGGGGGUUUUUUUUUCCUCUCUUCAUCCAUGUGUAAUAAUAUUGUCUCAAAUGUAAAUAGUUUUAAAUUUAGUCACUUUUGUUUUUAAAGUUAUGGACAUCGGAUUCAGUAGAGCACUAGACAACAUGACUCUCAAUAUUGUUAUUUUUUUCUCUGUCUCUAAUGUAAAUAGUUUCAAGUUGUUUUAGUUGUUUUUAUUUUUAAAGGAUACUAACAUCAGAAUCAAUGGAGCACCAAACAAGCAUGACUUAUAUUCUGUUAUGUUUCUUUACAUUCUAAAUUCAAAAAUCUUACUUGAAAUAAUUUUGCCCCUUCAAUCCUGUGUCUGUGUUAAUAAUUGCUAUUACUGAAACAGAACAUUAACCCUUGAGUAUUUAAAUUAGCUAUAUCUGCCCCAAAUAUUUUACCUUUUUUGUGUUCAAACUAGCCAGAUCUGCCUUCCCAUACCUACCCUGCAAUGUCAUCAUCAUCAUCAUCAUUUAACGUCCGCUUUCCAUGCUAGUAUGGGUCGGACGAUUUGACUGGGGACUGGCGAACCAGAUGGCUACACCAGACUCCAAUCUGAUCUGGCAGAGUUUCUACUGCUAGAUGCCCUUCCUAACACCAACCACUCCGAGAGUGUAGUGGGUGCUUUUUACGUGCCUCCAGCACAAGGGCCAGUCCAGCAGUGCUGGCAACGGCCACGCUCAAAUGGUGUUUUUACAUGCCACCUGCACAGGAGUCAGUCUAAUGUUUUGUUCACAUGCCACCGGCACAAGUGCCAAACAAUCACACUAUCAAAAUCUCAAAGCUACUAGAUGAUGCAUGAAUAAUUAAAAGCAAUGUGAAUAAAUAAGCAUUACAUUUGACAGAAUAAUAUGAAUGCUAAAGGAUUAAUGUCAGAUAAUAGUGGACUGGCUGAAUUUACACUAUUUGUACCAGCAGUUUAUGUUCUGAGUUCUGGGGAUAAAUAAGAUAAAACACCAGUCAAAUAUUGAGGUCAAUUUAACUGACUAUUCCCCUUACCCCUUUCCGAUCUUGUGCCUACAUUAGAAGCAACAUCAGAUGCAAAGUUUUAGUAACUUUCUUUAUGACAGUUGCAGUGAAGUAGGUCUCUAGGAGGCUAGUUUACUACUUGAGGGGCUGGUUAUUUGUUUCUGUUACUGGCACUGUGAGUUACAUAUAACCUUUGCAAUGAUUCAUUUCACUCACUAUGGUAAUUAGUACCAUAGUUGAAUAUAGUUAACUACUGUAAAUAGUAAGAGCACUAGAGUUUUGCUAGUUUUGGUACCAAGCCAAAAUCAUCCAAAGGGACCCCAGAGGAGAAGUUAACAAAAAAAACCAUUGCAUAGUAUGCUUCCUUUCAUCAUCAUCAUCAUCAUCAUCAUCAUCGUUUGAUGUCUGCUUUCCAUGCUAGCAUGGGUUGGACGAUUUGACUGAGGACUGGCAAACCAGAUGGCUGCACCAGGCUCCAAUUUGAUCUGGCAGAAUUUCUACAUCUGGAUGCCCUUCGUAAUGCCAACCACUCCAAGAGUGUAGUGAGUGCUUUUACGUGCCGUUGGCACGUGGUCCAUUCAGGCAGUACUGGCAACAGCCACGCUCAAGUGGUGUUUUUUACAUGCCACCUGCACAGGAGCCAGUCCAGCGGCACUGGCAAUGACCUCGCUCGAAUGAUUUUCUAACAUGCCACUGGCUGGUAACGAUCACGCUCGAAUGGUGCUUUUUAUGUGCCACUGGCACAGAAGCCAGUCUUCUGUACAGACAUAUUACCUAGCUUGGAAACAAGUGAGUGUUGUUGACAGGAGGCUGAGAAAUUCGCUGUAAUGUUUCACAUGGAUCAUCUACAUCCAACCAAUACUAAAGGACAUCAGAGCAUGUAUAUCAAUGACAAAGUCAUUGAUACACACUCUAGCCAUCAUUGGACUGGGCAGCUGACUUCACUGGCAGUGAGUGGUCACCGGAGAGGCUGGGGAGAAGUCUGAGACUCACAAUAUCUAAUAUCAAGGCAAUGGACAUCAAUAAAUGCUUUGUUUCAAAGACAGUAUACUAUGUGAUUUAUAAAUAAUGCAAACAAUGUGAAAUAGAUUGGCUCAGUAAAAAUGUAUAUUUGCAACCCAAUUUGAAAUUUGUGUGUUUCAAAUUUCAAUAUCUGGUAUGAUUACUGUUAUCUUUUAUGUAGUUUUAAUAUAGGGAAAUAAAUUUUGCAUACUUUAAAAUCUUUUUUUCCUCUCUCUGUAGGUAGACACACAACAGGCAGCCACUCCUACCAAAUUCUUACUAUAAAUUCUUCCUAUGACCUUAACGAUACUAUGUCCAACCACACACAUACAUAAAUAACUACACACAUACACACACGUGCUAUCAUUACAUACACACACACACCUCCUCUUGCACUCUCCUGUCUUUGAAAAGAACUUUUUCUCCACCCUUUCUCUUUUGGUCAUUCCAAUAUGUGACCGCGUGUACAUCGUCGGUGAUUUUCUUUCUCUGUCUUCCCUUCUUUGGACUUUUCCUAUAUUUCUGACGAAGAUCUCCGAUUGAAAUGUUAAAUCCUCUUUCUUUUCUUUCCUUUCCUGAGCGUCCAAUAACUCUGUACUUAUUCCACGUCCUCGCAUUGUUUUUUUUUUCAGUAAUCAACAUUAUGUUUAAUAUUAUGGAAUUUUCAAAACAAGAAUCUCAGAUGCUUAUUGUUUAGUCCAGGUCAACCUUCAGUAAAAUUUGAGGGAGAUUUGGUUGCUAUUUGUACCAGUUCAAUGGACCACACAUAUAUUUCAGUAUAAGCGGCGAGCUGGCAGAAACGUUAGCACGCUGGGCGAAAUACUUAACGGUAUUUCGUCUGCCGCUACGUUCUGAGUUCAAAUUCCGCCGAGGUCGACUUUGCCUUUCAUCCUUUCGGGGUCGAUUAAAUAAGUACCAGUUACGCACUGGGGGUCGGUAUUAUCGACUUAAUCCGUUUGUCUGUCCUUGUUUGUCCCCUCAGUGUGUAGCCCCUUGUGGGUAGUAUAGAAAUAACACAUAAAAACAUAUCCUGCUGAAGAUCAUAAUAAACUAAAUUUUGUAAUGGUUUUAAAACUGUAAACUAUGUAAAUAAUCAAGAAAAAUGUGCAUUUCAUUGGAAAACAAUGUUACUGUAACACAAAAUUAAAGCAAGUAUGGCACACUUUCAAGAUUAGCUAGGUAUUGCUAUCUUGUUUGGUUCCAUAUGGUAAUGUUAUAUGUUUUUGGGUACCAUUUUGCUUGUAUCUCUAUCACAAGUCCUUCACUGUACUGAACUAGAUUGCUGUCUAACCUAACAAUUUCCAAUGAUUUUACUUUUAAGGAACCUUUGGAAUGCAUUCCAUUAUCUCAAGAAAUUUCCACAUAUAAUAUUAUAUACCUUUAUUGAUAUUUUUCUUUCGUUUUCAUGAAAUUAAAUUUUGGAUGACUGUGUGGUUAAGAAGUUUGUUUCCCAACCAUAUGGUUUCCCAUUCAGUCCUAUUGAGUAGCAUCUUGGGCAAGUGUCUUCUACUAUAGAUCCAGGAAACCAAGGCCCUGUGAGUGAAUUUGGUUGAUGGAAAUGAAAAGAAGUUUAUUAUAUAGACAUACAAGGGGGUGCUACAAAGUUUCUGGCCUUGGGUAAAAGAAAAUACAGGAGGAUCAGUUAAUUAUAAUUUUACUCAACAUAUUUCCCUCUCAAGUUCACAUACUUAUUGCAGCAGUCCUUCAGUUUUUGUAAGCUCUGUAAAAGAAUUUGAAAGGUUGGGCCUCCAACCAGGCUUUUCACAAUACUUUACAGCCAGAUACUUUUCAGUACCCCUUUGUAUAUUUGUGUGUGUCCUUGUCUUGUCAUAACAUGAUGGUUUUAAAGGAGUGGCAUUAUCAUACAAGUAAUGCUUUUCAUUUCCAAUCUUCUGUGAAACAUGUCUGACCAUGAGAAAAUAUUACUUUGCUUGGAAACUGGUCACACAGACACAUACAUAUAUGUAUAUACAAGAAAUUUCUUUCAGUUUCCAUCUACCAAAACCACUCAAAGCAUUUCUUGGCCCAGGUCUAAAGUAGCAGACACUUACCCAAGGUGCUGCACAGUGAGACUGAAGCCACAUGGUUAAGAAGCAAGCUUCUUUUAACCACUUUUUUUCCUCCAUCCAGAAGUGAUUCAAUAUGCAUUUAAUUUCGAUAUUAAAAAAUUUUUUUUAUAUAACUCUAAGGGUUCCAGGAAACUCUGGUUGGGAAAUGUUGGCCUAACCAAUCAACUCGGUAAUAGUGGAAAGAUGUUAUUUAGCUAGCCUUUGUCAGACAAAUCUGUGAGCAAGGCAAUUUCUGCCAUAACUGUCUCAUUUCUUUAUAGUGUAUCUAAGACUAUAUUAUGUGAUGUGACUUUGUUUUGUUUUUUUAAGGUGAUAAUAGUGUGAUUUGAAGGGAAAAUGUCUGCUAUUUCUAGUAGGCUUCCUCAUUGUUUUCCCCGGAUAAGCCCUGGUCCUGCAUACUUGUGAUCAAAUGUUCCAGCUAUGACCAUCCUGUCUUGUUUUCCAAAUGUAUUAUAUCUAGGAUUGUGGAGGCGCAAUGACCCAGUGGUUAGGGCAGCGGACUCGCAGUCAUAGGAUUGCGGUUUCGAUUCCCAGACCAGGCGUUGUGAGUGUUUAUUGAGCAAAAACAUCUAAAGCUCCACGAGGCUCCAGCGGAGGAUGGUGGCGAACCCUGCUGUACUCUUUCACCACUACUUUCUCUCACUCUUUCUUCCUGUUUCUGUUGUGCCUGUAAUUCAAAGGGUCAGCCUUGUCACACUGUGUCACGCUCAAUAUCCCCGAGAACUACGUUAAGGGUACACAUGUCUGUAGAGUGCUCAGCCACUUGCACGUUAAUUUCACGGGCAGGCUGUUCCAUUGAUCGGAUCAACUGGAACCCUCGACAUCGUAAGCGACAGAGUGCCAACUACUACUACUAUAUCUAGGAUUACAUUAUCAUGAUCUUUUCUAAGACAGUAGGAUGUUAUUUGAGAGAAAUUUUGCAAUUAUUUCUAGCAGGUUAAACAAUUAUAAAGGCUUCCUUGUCAGCUCAUAGUCGUAGUGAAUAAUUUGGUAAUAGUUCACUGAAGAGAGCAUGGAUGGCUAGGUGGACUCAAGAUGACCAACCAAAGAUAUCAUCUGUCUUUCACACCCUAUCACCAACAAAUUAUGUUUGUGUCCGCUAUAAGGGCGCAUAAUUCAGCCUGCUAGUUAUUAACAGAUACCAUAGAUCAGGAGUAAACAGGUUCAACUCCAAGCGAGGGUAUAAUAGCAUAGAGAGGGAUGUGCUCUGCUGGUUUCACAAGACCCAUUCUCAAUACAUUGUCUGAAGAGGGUUAACAAAUGCAAGAAAUAGGGGAAUAAAUGAUAGCAUUGGUGUGGAAUUUUGGGAUUGAUGUUCCUCAAGUCCUAUGCUUCGUUAGAAGAGAAGAGUUUUUCUCUUCAUUUUUUUUUUUUUUUGUAUUGUUUCAUGCAAUGGAAAUUGCAUGACUUUGAAUAAUAAAAAAAAAGACUUUUU
This is a messenger RNA of Octopus bimaculoides (California two-spot octopus), 8694 nucleotides long. RefSeq lists its product as uncharacterized. Gene Ontology annotation, biological process: DNA replication initiation; mitotic DNA replication checkpoint signaling. The record is from RefSeq and is a predicted model, not a curated record. Gene Ontology annotation, cellular component: nuclear origin of replication recognition complex. NCBI's taxonomy places the organism in Eukaryota, Metazoa, Mollusca, Cephalopoda, Octopoda, Octopodidae. Gene Ontology annotation, molecular function: DNA replication origin binding; ATP binding; chromatin binding.